AUGGCUUCAGAAGCUCAGCCUCCUCCGUUUUCUUCUGCAGUACUUAGGCCUUCUCCUCUGUUCAUCAUUGCUUUGUUCAUCUUGGGCCCUCAAUGGCCAGAAGGAACAACAGCCUUCCCUACAAUGCCUCUCUCCAGCCUCUUUGCCAACGCAGUACUAAGAGCCCAGCAUCUUCACCUGCUUGCAACAGAUACCUUCAAGGAAUUUGAACGCUCCUACAUCCCAGAAGACCAACGCCAGUCCAACAAGAACAUUCAGUCUGCAUUUUGUUCCUCGGAAACUAUCCCUGCACCCACAGGGAAGGAUGAUGCCCAGCAAAAAACAGACAUGGAGUUGCUCAGGUUUUCACUCAUCCUCAUUCAGUCAUGGCUAAGUCCUGUUCAGCACCUCAGUCGGAUGUUCAGCAAUACUCUAGUCUUUGGGACGUCAGAUAGAGUCUAUGAAAAACUUCAGGACUUGGAACAAGGAAUCCAGGCUCUAAUGAGGGAACUGGAGGAUGGGAGCUCUCGGGGCCUUCAGCUCUUCAGGCCUACUUAUGACAAGUUUGAAUCCAACCUCCGGAAUGAAGGCUCCUUGCUGAAAAACUAUGGUCUUCUGUCCUGCUUCAAAAAAGACCUGCACAAGGUGGAGACCUAUCUAAAAGUGAUGAAAUGCAGGCAUUUCGGGGAAAUUAACUGCACCAUCUGA
Molecule: messenger RNA, 687 nt
Organism: Sceloporus undulatus (fence lizard)
Lineage: Eukaryota; Metazoa; Chordata; Lepidosauria; Squamata; Phrynosomatidae
Product: somatotropin-like
Exons: 5
Coding region: 1-687 (228 amino acids)
Biological process (GO): growth hormone receptor signaling pathway; animal organ development; response to nutrient levels
Cellular component (GO): extracellular region
Molecular function (GO): hormone activity; growth hormone receptor binding
Source: RefSeq, a predicted model, not a curated record